AUGUGUGGGUUUUUUUUUUUUUCCACGCUGUUUUCGCAGGACUGCCCUCAGCUCCUUCACUCGGGGGAAAUCCUCCUCCCGGCCGGCGAGGUCCGACCCAUCACGCUGAGGGCCCGAAACCUCCCGCAGCCGCAGUCGGGCCAGCGGGGCUACGAGUGCGUGGUGCACGUCCAGGGCCUCGUCCACCGCGUCACGGCGCUGCGCUUCAACAGCACCAGCGUGCAGUGCCAGAACAGCUCGUACUUGUACGAGGGGGUGAAGAUCAGUGACCUGGCGGUGGACCUCUCCAUCGUAUGGAACGGCAAUUUCAUCAUCGACAAUCCCGAGAAGAUUAAAGGUGCCUCUGCCAUCCUGCACCUCUACAAGUGCAGCGCCCAGCGGGACAGCUGCGGCAUGUGUCUGCGGGCGGACAGGAAGUUCCAGUGCGGCUGGUGCGGCGGCGAGGGCCGGUGCACCAUGAGGCAGCACUGUCCUCCCGUCUCCCCCUAUGCGAGCCGCUGGCUGGACCUUUCUGCCAGGAACGUCAAGUGCACCAACCCACGCAUCACUGAGGUGAGUCCAGUGGCGGGACCUCUGGAGGGGGGCACGCUGGUCACCAUCCAGGGCCUGAACCUGGGUCUGUCCUUCUCUGAGCUGGAGGGCAACGUGGAGGUGGCGGGUGUGCAGUGCGUCCCACAGGAGGAAGGAUACAUCACUGCAGAACAGAUUGUGUGCGAGAUGGCCGCGGCUCCUAAAAGAAGUGCCCCGGGUCCCGUGAAGCUGUGCGUCGGCGAAUGCAGACCCGAACUCCGCGCCCAGUCCUCCCAGCUCUACUCCUUUGUGACCCCGUCGAUGCUGGCGCUGACCCCAGGCAGGGGCCCCGAAUCCGGGGGCACCAAGGUCACCAUUGUCGGGGAGAACCUGGGCGCCGGCAGCACUGCUAACGUGCACUUUGGUAAUCAGACCUGUGAGCUGUACAGGAGGACCGCGUCGGAGAUCGUGUGCUUCUCGGCACCGUCUGUGACGAGAGCCGGACCGGUGCAAGUCAGUCUGAGCGUCGACCGGGCCGAAGUACACGGGAGUCUGGCCUUCGAGUACAUAGAAGACCCCACAGUGCAGCGCAUUGAACCCCUGUGGAGCAUCACCAGCGGACACACCACGCUGACGGUGACGGGGACCAACCUGGACGUGGUUCAGGAGCCGCGCGUCAGAGUCAAAUACGGCGGCCAUGAAUCCGUCAACGUGUGCAAAGUGCUCAACACAACCACCAUCAGCUGCUUCGCCCCGUCUCUGAAGGCCGAGCCCACCGCCGACCAGGAGACCAUCAAGCACGCGGACGAGUUCGGCUUCGUCUUCAACAACGUCCACGCGCUGCUCACCUACGGCAACACCAGCUUCGUGUACUACCCCAACCCGUACCUGGAGCCCCUCAGUCUCACCGGGGUUCUGGAGCAGAAACCCGGAGCUCCAAUCAUACUCAAAGGACGCAACCUCGUGCCGUCGGCGUCCGGCGGAGCCCGGCUGAACUACACGGUGCUGAUCGGAGAGACGCCCUGUUCCCUCACCGUGUCCGACACCCAGCUGCUCUGCGAGCCUCCGAACCUCACCGGGCAGCACAAAGUCCUGGUCCAAGUAGGAGGACUCCACAUCUCUCCGGGAGAGGUUCACAUCCGGUCGGACAGCCUGCUCACCCUUCCCGCCAUCUUCAGCAUCACGGCCGGAGGGGGGCUGCUCCUCGUCAUCGUCGUCAUCGUCCUGCUGGCCUACCGACGGAAGUCCCACGAGAACGACCUCACCCUGAAGCGCCUGCAGAUGCAGAUGGACAACCUGGAGUCCCGAGUGGCUCUGGAGUGCAAGGAAGCCUUCGCAGAGCUGCAGACGGACAUCAACGAGUUAACGAGCGAUCUGGACCGGGCUGGCAUCCCCUACCUGGACUAUCGCACUUACGCCAUGAGGGUCCUCUUCCCCGGCAUCGACGAUCACCCGGUGCUCAGAGAGCUGGAGGUGCCGGGGAGCGGACAGGCGAAUGUGGAGAAAGCCCUGAAGCAGUUCGCUCAGCUGGUGAACAACAAGGUUUUCCUGCUGACAUUCAUCCGCACACUGGAGCUGCAGCGCUCCUUCUCCAUGCGCGACCGCGGCUACGUCGCCUCGCUCAUCAUGACGGCGCUGCAGGGCCGGCUGGAGUACGCCACGGACAUCCUCAAGCACCUGCUCUCCGAUCUUAUAGAGCGGAACCUGGAGAGCAAGAACCACCCCAAACUGCUCCUCCGCAGAACGGAGUCGGUGGCGGAGAAGAUGCUGACAAAUUGGUUCGCCUUCUUGCUACACAAAUUUCUCAAGGAGUGCGCCGGCGAGCCUCUCUUCAUGCUGUUCUGUGCCAUCAAACAGCAAAUGGAGAAGGGACCCAUCGACUCCAUCACCGGAGAGGCGCGCUAUUCCCUGAGCGAGGACAAGCUCAUCCGACAGCAGAUUGAGUACAAGACGCUGACGCUGAGCUGUGUGAACCCAGACAAUGAGAACAGCCCAGAAAUCCCUGUCAAGGUGCUCAACUGUGACACCAUUACCCAGGUAAAGGAGAAGAUCCUGGAUGCCGUGUACAAGAACAUGCCCUACUCACAGCGACCGCGGGCUGCGGACAUGGAUCUCGAGUGGCGGCAGGGCAGGACGGCUCGCGUGGUCCUGCAGGACGAGGACAUCACCACCAAGAUAGAGAGCGACUGGAAGAGGCUCAACACACUCAUGCACUACCAGGUGUCGGAGCGCUGCGUGGUGGCCUUGGUGCCCAAGCAGAUGUCCUCCUUCAAUAUUCCCUGCUCAGCCAGCUUCCCACGCAGCAUCAGCCGAUACGGCGUGGACGUUCCCUUCCGCUCCACGCCCACCAGCCCGGACAGCCCCCACUCCCGCGUGCCCAUGCUGACCCCCGACCUGGAGAGCGGCGUCAAAGUGUGGCACUUAGUCAAGAACCACGACCACGGGGACCAGAAGGAGGGCGAGCGCGGCAGCAAGAUGGUCUCCGAGAUCUACCUGACGAGGCUGCUGGCCACGAAGGGCACGCUGCAGAAGUUUGUGGACGACCUGUUCGAGACCCUGUUCAGCACCGUGUGCCGGGGCACCGCCCUGCCGCUCGCAAUCAAGUACAUGUUCGACUUCCUGGACGAGCAGGCCGACAAGCACGGCAUCCACGACACGGACGUGCGUCACACCUGGAAGAGCAACUGCCUGCCCCUGCGCUUCUGGGUAAAUGUGAUCAAGAAUCCCCAGUUUGUGUUCGACAUCCAUAAAAGCAGCAUCACGGACGCCUGUCUGUCUGUGGUGGCCCAGACCUUCAUGGACUCCUGCUCCACUUCGGAGCACCGCCUGGGAAAAGACUCGCCCUCCACCAAACUACUCUACGCCAAGGACAUACCGCAUUACAAGAGCUGGGUGGAGAGGUAUUACGCUGACAUCAACCGCCUGCCUGCCAUCAGUGAUCAGGAUAUGAAUGCCUAUCUGGCUGAACAGGCCCGCCUUCACUCCAGUGAGUUCAACAUGCUCAGCGCCCUCCAUGAGAUCUACGCCUACGUCAGCAAGUACAGCCAAGAGAUCAUCGAGGCACUGGAGCAGGAUGAACAGGCCCAGAAGCAGAAGUUGGCAUAUAAAAUGGAGCAGAUCAUCUCAGCCAUGUCUAUAGAGAGCUGAGGCACACAAACACACACACACACACACACACACUACACGCAUACACAAACAAACCUUACACACACACUGUAACGUACUAUAACAGAUGUGUUAUGAACCCAUCGGCUACACGCGUGGCACGCAUAUCCACGUGAACGCACACACACACACAUUAUGUGCACACAUACAGGCACAGCUGUCCACAGGGACACCGCCGACUUAAUGGACCUACUGUAUAAACAGACUGACAAUACAUCCACAAAGAGAUUCCCACACAGUGCGUAAACACACGCACACUAAUGUACAUACACAAACCGCAGCACACGGAUCGUCCUAAAGCACGUUCUGGUUUGGGCUUUUUUUUUUUCAGAAGAAACUCCCAACCGGCAAAAAAAACAAAAACGUGUGAAACGUUCCUAUAAAGAUAGAGAGACUAAGAGGAUUUGGAGCCAAUUCUUUUUUUUUCCGCCGGGUACCAGUUGGUCUCACGGCGCGUCUGCGUGUAGCAUAACUGGAGCUCUGAGGAGAACCGCACUUAAAUAAAGAAUGACUCGACGUGAAAAGCCACCGGAGGAGUUCGACAAAAGACUGCAGCCGACUU
Molecule: messenger RNA, 4237 nt
Organism: Cyclopterus lumpus (lumpfish)
Lineage: Eukaryota; Metazoa; Chordata; Actinopteri; Perciformes; Cyclopteridae
Product: plexin-A2-like
Exons: 23
Coding region: 1-3657 (1218 amino acids)
Biological process (GO): positive regulation of axonogenesis; negative regulation of cell adhesion; semaphorin-plexin signaling pathway involved in axon guidance
Cellular component (GO): semaphorin receptor complex
Molecular function (GO): semaphorin receptor activity
Source: RefSeq, a predicted model, not a curated record